Molecule: messenger RNA, 1947 nt
Organism: Penicillium odoratum
Lineage: Eukaryota; Fungi; Ascomycota; Eurotiomycetes; Eurotiales; Aspergillaceae
Product: HET domain-containing protein
Exons: 1
Coding region: 1-1947 (648 amino acids)
Source: RefSeq, a predicted model, not a curated record
AUGCUGAUGACUCAAGCUCUGGAUGACGAAUCGCAUCUCUUAUGGAGCAGUAUUCUUCGCAGGCCUUCUCGAUCCGGAGACACAGGGGGUGAGGCGGCCCUUCAGUUCACGCGUUCAGAGCUAAAGAAUUGCCGAGACAAUCAUCCAGAAUGCAACUUGAACGAGGCGGGCUGGGGACUUCCAACCAGGGUUUUGGACCUGGGAGAAACCCAGAAUGAAUUCACAUCAGACAUUAAACUAUAUGUGACGCAGAAUGAGACAGAAACAUACGUCUGCCUCAGUUACUGCUGGGGCUCUGAAAUGGGGUCAAAACCCUUGGAAACAACGGUUGAAAGGCUGCACCGGUUCCAACUGAGUAUCUCUUAUGAAAUACUCCCAAAGACGUUCCAAGAUGCUGUUGUUUUCACACGCAAGCUAGGAUAUCGAUUCCUCUGGAUUGACUCUCUGUGCAUUAUUCAAGAUGAUAGCGAGGAUUGGCUCAGGGAAGCGGGACGCAUGGCCAGUAUAUAUGAAAAUGCGGUCCUGACACUUGCUGCGGCUUCAUCUCAAGAUACCAAGGGCGGACUGUUUCGCGAAUCAACUCCUGGAGUAGCUCUCGGUCAUAGCAACCAGGGGAAAAUACAACCUGCACUUCGUCGAUUCUCAAAUCCAGCAUUCUUUGAAUACGGUCGUCUUCAACCUGUCCGAGAAAGGUCCAGGUCGGAGGAAAUCUCUCCACUGAUGAAGCGCGCCUGGAUCUAUCAAGAACGUAUGCUUUCUGGUCGAGUCUUGUUCUUCACGCCCCUAGAGCUGGUUUUUGAAUGCCGGGUGUCUAAUACUACUGAAUCUGGCUACCCGUGGAUUGAUUCUCGACCUAAACAUGCAUUCACCUCAGUUUACAACCAAAAAUGCUCCAAAGAUUUACUAUUAAUGCUUUGGCGCAAAAUGGUCACGGAAUAUACCCAACUCCUGCUCACUCUCAACAAGGACAAGCUGUCUGCCAUCGCGGGUAUUGCGACAAGGCUUUUCAAACGAUUAGAUGAAGGGCAUUCUAUGAGCUACUUUGCGGGCUCCUGGAAAGAAACUUUCAUCGAGGAUAUGCUUUGGGAGCCCUCAUCUCGCAUUGUUAACAACCCUCCACGAGUCAAUGAGUGUAUUCCAACCUGGUCCUGGGCUCGAAGCGACCGACCCAAAACCUACAAUAAAGGGGAUAAAGAUAUGAAGGCUCUUUGCCAGCUAGAAGAGGCAGCGUGCAUGCCUCUUGGUUCCUCGAACAAUGUCUUCACGGGAGUUAGUUCGGGCUAUGCCGUACUGUCAGGGUACCUACUCCCAGCAAAGAUGACGGAAACGGGCAUUGUGAUCGACAAAAACCCAAGAGUGUGCCAUCUCCCAGAAAGGGACUACGACUGGAAUACUGAUGGGCCGGAGAAGAUCAGUGAUGGAGAUGAGAUUUUUAUUCUUCCGUUGAUGAGCUCGCAGAAAACAGAGCAUGAGAUUCAGGUUCAUGCCCUAGUUCUCCGACGUUGUAGCUCCGACGAUGCUUUCAAGCGAAUCGGUAUUUUUGGAUUGCCAAUUUCCGCCCACUAUCUUGAAGGUCAUCAGUACAUCUUUGAAGGAACGGACGUGUGUCUAGAGAUGUACAGGAAGCUCGUUAUGUAUGGAAAGUCGCUUCUGGGACAGGAUGGCCUAUAUCAGACUUCGGAGGAGGAAAGGUCAGCGAACCCCCGUUGGCUUUCACCUGAAGCAGAGAAUUUGCGAAGCGAUUUCUUUAUGCAAGCUCAAUACCGUCAUCUGUGUAUGUACGGGCCUAAAUCGAAGGAAGAUCUCAAAGCCUUCCUCGGCCAAACGCACGUUGACGUGCUGGAGGCUGCGAUGAAUGAUGAGCGGGAUAGAGUCGAGGAAUGGGAGCGUCGAAAUGAGCGAGGCGAUGAACAGGAGCACAAUAGGACCUUGAUAAAGUUAUUAUGA